AUGGAAUUUGAUAUUAUUAUGGGUAUGGACUGGUUGGCUUCUUGUCUUGCAACUGUGGAUUGUAGAAAUAAAGUGGUUCGGUUCCAGCUCCAAGGUGAACCAAUUGUCGAGUGGUUAGGGAACACAGUAUCAUUGAAGGGUACAUUCAUUUCAUACCUCAAGGCAAGCAAAAUGAUUAGAAAGGGAAAAAGAUACGCGGAUCAUUUGUGGGUGGUACUAGGAGUACUCCAAGGACAGAAGUUGUACGCUAAGUUAUCUAAAUGUGAAUUCUGGCUGACUUAUUUGGCAUUUUUGGGGCUCGUUAUUAGGACCGAUGGUAUUCGCAUAAACACGAAGAAGAUUGAGGUCGUAAAGGCCUGGCCAAGACCUACAACCCUUAUGGAGGUACCUAGUUUUUUGGGGCUAGCCGGAUACUACAGGCGGUUCAUAGAAAAGUUUGCUUCCAUUUUGGUUCCUUUAACCAGACUAACUCAAAAUGCGGCUAAGUUUCAGUGGACUGAUACUUAUGAGCGAAGCUUCCAGUUGCUAAAGGAUAAAUUGACUACAGCUCCUGUUCUAACUUUUCUUGAAGGACCAAACAGCUAG
Molecule: messenger RNA, 585 nt
Organism: Solanum dulcamara
Lineage: Eukaryota; Viridiplantae; Streptophyta; Magnoliopsida; Solanales; Solanaceae
Exons: 2
Coding region: 1-585 (194 amino acids)
Source: RefSeq, a predicted model, not a curated record